UUCAAAAUUACACCUUAGAAUAGUAGCAUUUUUAAAUUGCUUCCUGUGAAGUAGAAGUCAUUAUAUAGUUAUAUAAACCUGCCAUUGACUCCCUAUGUGCUAAGCGGAAUAAUGGGACCCCCAAAUAUGUCUCUGUCCUAAUCCCUAAAACCUUUGUAACUUUGUAAAUGAAGGCUCUUGAGAUGGGGAGAUUAUUCUGGACAUGGAUAGGCCUGAAAUAAUCACAGCAGUCUUUACUUCAGAGAGACAAGAGGGUUCAGGUCUUGUGGAGAAGGCGAUUUGAUGGUAGAAACAGAGGAUGGAAUAAUGUAGUUUGCAGGUGAAGGAAGAGGCCGCUGGGAACUGAAAAACACAAGGAAAUCCCCGCAACUCUGGGUGCAGUAGUCAAUUUUUAAAGCACAAACUCUUUAAACUUCCAGUUUUACUUCCAGGUCCAGCACAGAACCAAAUGCAGGUGCCAUCUGGGUAUGGAUUACAUCAUCAAAACUAUCUUCCUCCCUCAGGACAUUACUCUCAAGGACCUGGGAAAAUGACCUCAUUGCCAUUGGAUAACCAGUGUGACGAUUACGACUCUGGCCUCUAUACAGUACCAACACAAAAUGUGGUGACUCCUAGCAUAGCAAACCAACCAGGAGCACAGCAGAUGUAUGGCAGGGUUCCUCCUGCCCCGCACAUUGUGGGAUCCACUGCAGGAUCUUUCCAAGGUGCUGCAUCAUCAACAUCCCUUUUGCAUACCAGUGCAUCCCAUCCCUACUCCUCUUUUGUGAAUCACUACACUAGUCCAAUGUACUCUGCCAAGUCUUCUGUUGCUUCUCAGGGAUUUCCCUCUACUUGUCAUUAUGCUAUGUCCACUGUUCCUUAUUCUGUGUAUCUUAGUGUUUCAUAUCCUUCUGUGCCUGCUGGUGAUCCAUAUGGGCAAAUGUUUACCUCACAGAAUGCUCCAACUGUCAGGCCAGUUAAAGAUAAUUCAUUGUCUGGCCAAAAUCCAGCUAUCAGCCAUCCAUCACUGCUUCCACCUCCACCUUCACAGCAGCACGAUCAGCAGCAAAGUCUUUCAGGAUAUAAUACUCCAUCAUGGGCAGCUCCAGGCCUUCCAUCAAGCAAAGACAAUCUCAUCCGAAACCACAUGGGAUCCCUGACUACAGCCCACAACAACCCAACAAAUGCUGAUUCUCUGUCCUGUCCGGUUAUGCCUCCCAAGUCUAGCUCAGUAGCAUGUACUGCUUUGUCAGGAGCCUCCUCAACAAAAAUGCCUCCUGUUGCAAAGCACCCAGUUGAGCCCAUGGCCUCAGUCACACAGCCAUCAGAGCUAUUACAGCAGAAAGGCAUGCAGUAUGGUGAAUAUGUUAAUAAUCAAGCUAGCUCUGCACCAACUCCCUUGUCAUCAACUUCCGAUGAUGAGGAAGAGGAGGAGGAGGAUGAGGAAGCAGGUGUUGACAGCUCUUCUACCACAAGCAGUGCUUCACCUUUGCCCAACAGUUACGAUGCCCUGGAAGGAGGCAGCUAUCCAGAUAUGCAUUCUUCAUCAGCAAGCAGUCCUGCUCCUGAUCCUGCCUCUGAACCUGAUCCUGCUCCAGCUCCAGCUCCUGCUACUGCUUCUCAGCCAUCAAAAAUGGCUAAGCCUUUUGGCUAUGGGUAUCCCACUCUUCAGCCUGGUUAUCAGAAUGCAGCAGCACCACUCAAUUCUGGAACACAUCCCAGUAGCCCGGCGUAUUCUGGAUUCCAGCAGUAUCCUCAACAAUACUCUGGUGUGAACCAGCUAUCUUCCAGUCUAGGAGGAUUGAGUCUUCAGAGUUCUCCCCAACCGGAAAGCCUGAGACCUGUCAACCUCACUCAGGAGAGGAAUAUUUUACCCAUGACUCCGGUUUGGGCUCCUGUACCUAACUUGAAUUUAGAACUCAAAAAGUUAAACUGUAGCCCAGAUUCGUUUCGAUGUACUUUGACAAAUAUUCCACAGACACAGGCUUUACUGAAUAAAGCUAAGCUUCCUUUAGGAUUGUUGUUACAUCCCUUUAGAGACCUAACGCAAUUACCAGUGAUAACAUCAAAUACCAUUGUGAGGUGCCGAUCUUGUCGAACAUAUAUCAACCCUUUCGUGUCCUUCAUUGAUCAGCGCAGAUGGAAGUGUAACUUGUGCUACAGAGUUAAUGAUGUUCCUGAAGAAUUUAUGUAUAACCCCCUUACACGAUCUUAUGGAGAGCCUCAUAAACGACCAGAAGUUCAGAAUUCAACUGUGGAGUUCAUUGCUUCCUCAGAUUACAUGCUUCGUCCUCCUCAACCUGCAGUUUACUUGUUUGUCUUAGAUGUGUCUCACAACGCAGUGGAAGCUGGAUAUUUGACAAUUUUGUGCCAGUCACUGUUAGAAAACUUAGACAAGCUUCCUGGAGAUUCACGAACAAGAAUAGGAUUCAUGACAUUUGAUAGUACUGUUCAUUUCUACAAUUUGCAAGAAGGAUUGUCCCAGCCUCAGAUGUUGAUUGUGUCUGAUAUAGAUGAUGUUUUUCUACCUACACCGGAUAGUUUACUUGUGAAUCUAUUUGAAAGUAAAGAGCUUAUAAAAGACUUACUGGAUGCCUUACCAAACAUGUUCACCAGUACAAGAGAGACGCACAGUGCCCUGGGUCCUGCGCUUCAGGCGGCGUUUAAGUUAAUGUCUCCAACAGGUGGCCGGGUGUCUGUAUUCCAGACACAGUUACCUUCCUUGGGUGCAGGACUUCUGCAGUCCAGAGAAGAUCCUAAUCAAAGAUCAAGUACAAAGGUAGUACAACACCUUGGACCUGCAACUGAUUUUUAUAAGAAACUUGCUUUAGAUUGCUCAGGACAGCAAACUGCAGUGGAUUUAUUCCUUUUAAGUUCACAGUAUUCUGAUCUUGCUUCUCUAGCUUGUAUGUCCAAGUAUUCUGCAGGGUGCAUUUAUUAUUAUCCAUCAUUCCACUGUACUCACAAUCCGUCACAAGCAGAAAAGCUACAAAAAGACCUAAAACGAUAUCUCACAAGAAAAAUUGGAUUUGAAGCAGUUAUGAGAAUAAGAUGUACUAAAGGUCUUUCAAUGCACACUUUUCAUGGAAACUUCUUUGUCCGUUCCACUGAUUUGUUGUCUCUUGCCAACAUUAAUCCUGAUGCUGGAUUUGCAGUGCAGUUGUCAAUUGAAGAAAGUUUGACAGAUACAUCCUUAGUGUGCUUUCAAACAGCCCUGUUAUAUACGUCAAGCAAAGGUGAGCGGAGAAUUAGAGUGCAUACACUUUGUUUGCCCGUGGUUAGCUCACUAGCAGAUGUAUAUGCAGGAGUGGAUAUGCAAGCUGCCAUCUGCCUUCUGGCAAACAUGGCGGUGGAUCGAUCAGUCUCCUCAAGUCUAUCAGAUGCGAGAGAUGCCUUGGUGAAUGCUGUGGUGGACUCGCUAUCCGCGUAUGGCUCCACGGUCUCAAACUUACAGCACUCUGCUUUGAUAGCGCCCAGCUCACUCAAGUUGUUCCCUCUCUAUAUUUUGGCCCUUCUCAAACAGAAAGCAUUUAGAACGGGCACAAGCACACGCCUGGAUGAUCGUGUAUAUGCCAUGUGUCAGAUAAAGUCUCAGCCACUUGUUCAUCUAAUGAAAAUGAUUCAUCCCAACUUAUACAGAAUAGACAGAUUGACAGAUGAGGGUGCGAUACAUGUUAAUGACAGGGUGGUACCUCAGCCACCCCUUCAAAAAUUGUCUGCAGAGAAGCUGACAAGAGAAGGUGCUUUCCUUAUGGACUGUGGCUCUGUUUUUUACAUUUGGAUUGGAAAAGGCUGUGACAACAACUUCAUAGAGGAUGUGCUUGGCUAUCCUAAUUUUGCAUCAAUACCACAGAAAAUGACACAUCUUCCAGAGCUAGACACACUUUCAUCAGAAAGAGCAAGAUCCUUUAUAACCUGGCUUAGAGACAGCAGACCAUUAAGCCCAGUUCUUCACGUGGUAAAAGAUGAGAGUCCUGCCAAAGCAGAAUUUUUUCAGCAUUUAAUUGAAGACCGGACAGAAGCUGCAUUCUCUUACUAUGAAUUUUUGCUUCAUGUUCAGCAGCAAAUUUGUAAAUGAAGUAGACUAAAAUUUAAUAAGAAGAAAAAGAUGCAUAACCUAGGUAAAGCAUAUUUCAGAGAAGCACAUAGGAUAUUUGAUGUGGAGGCAUUUGCUGUUAUAAGACACAAUGCACAGCACUCUAAAGUUUUGGGAGAAGGUAGAGGGAAAGAAAGAAAGUGACAGAU
Molecule: messenger RNA, 4224 nt
Organism: Castor canadensis (American beaver)
Lineage: Eukaryota; Metazoa; Chordata; Mammalia; Rodentia; Castoridae
Source: RefSeq, a predicted model, not a curated record